Molecule: messenger RNA, 510 nt
Organism: Alnus glutinosa
Lineage: Eukaryota; Viridiplantae; Streptophyta; Magnoliopsida; Fagales; Betulaceae
Exons: 3
Coding region: 1-510 (169 amino acids)
Source: RefSeq, a predicted model, not a curated record
AUGGAGGUGAAUCGGAAGGGAGGAGUGGCCCUGGAACUUGGAAUGGAGGCCAAGUUGAAUAAGGGAAGGAAAAAUAAUGUUCGUGGUGCCCGAGCAUCGCAUGUUCUGGCCUGCCAUUGUUUGGAUCAUAGCCCUCUCUUGGUGUCGUAUGCUAGAACAGAGGAUGUAACUUGGAGGAAGUGUAAAAAUUUUCGGUUUGAAUCCAGUUGGACCCGACACAAGGAGCAAGCUGAUAUAGUGAAGAAAGUCUGGUGUGUUAAACAUCAUGGGCCAAAUCCGUGGUCCUUGUUUCAUGAGAAGCUUCAUGGCUACCAGAAAUCUUUGAAGCAAUGGUCAGAUGAUACAAAUCCUGCUCAAGAGGCUGAGGCUGCAACUAAGGCUGAUUUGGAUGCCUUUUUGGAGGAGGAGGACAUUAUUUGGCGUCAAAGGGCUAAAGAAGAUUGGUUGAAGUUUAGUGACAGGAACACUAAAUAUUUCCAUGCAUGUGAUAGUCAAAGACAGGAGGCGUAA